AUGACGAGUGCCGGCAACGCGAGCGAUACCGUGGCUGCACUCUUCACUGCCUCAUUCCUCCACAUACCGGAGUUCCUUGGCCACCAUGCGGUUCAAUACCUCUCAAACCAGAUGGACUCCUUUGCGCAGUCGAUCCCCGUGUCAUUCGUGUACGUUCUGCUCAUCACGGCUCCCCUUUUCAUUGGCCUGUUGCGGGUGGUGUGGCCGCUGUUGGAGAGCUGCAUCCUGAGCAGCAGCGCGAGUGUCGGUGGCAUUCCUGGAAGACUCUCAUACAUCCAGCGCAACAUCAUCGUCCAGCUGUCGCCGCUCUUUUUCGUCGACGUACCAAACUACAACGUUUUACUACAGAACGCCGUGAUGGUGUACGUGUGCCACCACCUCUGGCGUCAGACGCCACUGCCCUCGCGUCUCCACUGCAGCCGAGCCCAAACAGUGGACUUGGUUGAUCCCUAUCGAACCUGGCAAGCGAACGUCAAGCCUCAUUUGCCAUUUUAUGCAGGGACCCCACUGCGCUACCACUGGUCCCAAGAGGAAUUCACCAAAAACGAGCUCGACCGCCUGCGGCUGUUGAAGCUCCCGAUAAACUCGUGGGCGCCUGUAAUGGCCGAAGAGUUGGAGAUCUACUUCCACGAAGAGCCGCUCACCCUCGCAAACUAUAGCUCCAACUGGACAAGACGCACUCUCUCACUGCGCUGCCCCGCCACACCCGGGGCUGCAGCGAGGCUCGACGCAUUCGUGCAGCGAGCGCUAGAGGUGUUCGCGGAGGGCGCGCCGGGCAAAGAGGAGGACGACGGGGCGCGGUGGUUCUUCGCGUACGGCGGCGAGUCAGACGACAAGGUGUAUUUCAACCAGUACGUGCUGCGCAGCAACAAAGGCUUCGACACGCUCUUCUUCCCGCAGCGCGACGCGACGCUGACGCUGGUCGACCAGUUCGCGCAGCGGCGCGGGCGGUUUGCCGUGGAGGGGUUCCCGCAGAGACUGGGCUUCCUUGUG
This is a messenger RNA of Leishmania braziliensis MHOM/BR/75/M2904, 993 nucleotides long. RefSeq lists its product as hypothetical. The annotation marks the transcript as partial. Lineage: Eukaryota; Euglenozoa; Kinetoplastea; Trypanosomatida; Trypanosomatidae. The transcript has a single exon. The record is from RefSeq and is a predicted model, not a curated record.